This is a messenger RNA of Dictyostelium discoideum AX4, 1107 nucleotides long. RefSeq lists its product as hypothetical. The transcript has a single exon. The record is from RefSeq and is a predicted model, not a curated record. NCBI's taxonomy places the organism in Eukaryota, Evosea, Eumycetozoa, Dictyosteliales, Dictyosteliaceae. The coding region runs from base 1 to 1107 and encodes 368 amino acids.
AUGGAAGGAUUAUAUCAAUGGUCAAUGUCAUGGUACACAUGGAUUGCAUCUUUCUUUUAUCCAAGACAACUACAAAAUCAAAUUGAACAACAAGAUGGACAAGAAGAACAACAACAACAACCACAACAUUCUAUAACUAUAAAUAAUAAUAAUAAUAAUAAUAAUAAUAGCAAUAGCAAUAGCAAUAAUAAUAGUAAUAAUCCAACAACUUCACAACAAAGACCAACUCAACAACAGCAGCAACCACAAUCUCCAACACAACAACAACAAUCAUUAAAUUCAUUUAAAAAUAUAGAUCAAAAACCAACAAUAAGUUUAAAAGAUUAUAAAAAAAAGAUUAAAGAUUAUUUAAAUGAAGAAGGUGAAAUUGAUGAAGAUUUAAUAUAUAGUCAUAUAAUUCAUAAUCUAUCAUUAGAGGAAUCAGAUACAUUAGAGAAACAAUUCAAAGAAAUGCAAAGUAUUCUAUCAAAAGUUGAUAAUGAAAAAAUUAAAUUCUCAAUUGUAAACACUAUCAUUGAACAUUUUAAAAAUGUUUAUUCAAUUCAAUCAAAAGAGAAUUUAAUCAGUUUUUACGCAGUUUUAAUUAGUUUUACUAGCGUUAAUGAAAAUGAUCAAAAGGAAUCAGAGAAUUUUAAAAAAGAGAUCUCAAUGGUAAUCAAAGAUUUACCACCAUCGGUUUUAGGUGAUAUUGCAAAUAGAAAUUCAAGUAGAGUAUUGGUUGAUUUACAUGAAGACGUAUUGGAAAGUUGUCGUUUAGAUAAAUCUCAAAUGAACGUUCAUACAUCUUUAAUCUCUGGUAUCUCCUCUGUGCUCUUUGAUUUCAUUAAUAAUCAUAAACAGUUACCUUCUUCUUCACCUUCUUCAACAAUCAUUAAAAAUGAAUUGAUAGCUGCUCUCCUUCAAAAUUUAUCACCAACCUUUAGAACAAAAUUAUUAUUUCAACAUUUUAUUAUCUAUAAAUUAAUUCAAUCACCACCUGAAUCAAGACAAUCAAUAAUUGAUUAUUUAUUUAGUUAUAAACCACAGGUUAUACUUUCAAUUAAUAAUAAUAAUAAUAACACUACAACGACUACAACUACCACUACCACUACUACAACUUCACCUUAA